Molecule: messenger RNA, 1298 nt
Organism: Thalassophryne amazonica
Lineage: Eukaryota; Metazoa; Chordata; Actinopteri; Batrachoidiformes; Batrachoididae
Gene: uprt
Product: uracil phosphoribosyltransferase (FUR1) homolog (S. cerevisiae)
Exons: 7
Coding region: 333-1103 (256 amino acids)
Source: RefSeq, a predicted model, not a curated record
UCGAACCAAUUUGCUUUUUAUGCUUUUGUGUUUGUUUAUUUUUGGAGCACAUCGUUUGCUAGUUCUUUCUUUUACACACUGUGUUUAAGCGUUUAACCGCUAUUUUGUAAUUCGGGUCUUUUCGUGCGGUGCGACUCGGAUAAACGCGCUUUUUAUAAAACAGUUGAGUUAGCUUGAGGGGAGAACACGUUGCGUGGCUCUUCGUCUUUUAGUCACUCGCAGAGUCAUUCUGCUAAUAUUAAGUGAGUCACUCGGACAACUGUCGCCAACUUUCGGCUUUGGGACCGUUUUAAGCAAAAAGCCUCUCACUCAGGCAGGACUUUAGACUCAGGAUGCUGUGUCACAAUCAGCAGCCGAACAGCGUCAACGGCAGUCAGGAACACCCCAUGAAACAGGUCCGCUUUGCAAGCAGCAGCAGUGCUGCAGCAGCCGUUCUGGACAACGAACAAAGUCACACCAGCAGCACAGAACCCGUCACCCAGGACAGCCUGGGACCUCAGCUCAAACUGCUCCCUCUCAACGACCAGAUCCGUGAAUUACAGACCAUCAUCAGAGACAAGACAACCAGCAGAGGGGAUUUUGUCUUUUGUGCUGAUCGACUGAUCAGACUAGUGGUUGAAGAGGGUUUGAAUCAGCUGCCGUACUCUGAGUGCACUGUGACCACACCAACAGGGUACAAGUAUGAAGGUGUCAAGUUUGAAAGAGGCAACUGUGGAGUCAGCAUUAUGAGGAGCGGUGAAGCCAUGGAGCAGGGUCUUCGGGACUGCUGCCGCUCCAUCCGCAUUGGCAAGAUCCUCAUCCAAAGUGAUGAAGAGACACAAAAAGCCAAGGUCUACUACGCCAAGUUCCCACCAGAUGUGUAUAGAAGAAAAGUACUGCUCAUGUACCCCAUCCUCAGUACCGGGAACACUGUGAUCGAAGCAGUGAAGGUGCUGAUAGAGCACGGAGUCCAGCCCAAGCACAUUAUCCUCCUCAGCCUCUUCUCCACACCGCACGGAGCCAAGUCUAUCAUCCAGGAGUUCCCAGACAUCACCAUUUUGACCACGGAGGUACAUCCUGUGGCUCCAACACAUUUUGGACAGAGGUACUUUGGCACAGACUAACCUCUGGACAACAUGAUCUACAAGCCUUUGUUUUUGUUUUGGCUGCUAAGUACCACGUUUCUCCAAGGAUUUAUGAGUUGACACAAAAUGAUUGUGGUAAUCUGUGUACGAGGUCUGUUAGAAAAGUAUCCGACCUUAUUAUUUUAAAAAAAAAACCAUAUGGAUUUGAAUCAUGUGAUUGCGUCAAACUUGAAC